Messenger RNA from Macrosiphum euphorbiae (potato aphid), 864 nucleotides. NCBI's taxonomy places the organism in Eukaryota, Metazoa, Arthropoda, Insecta, Hemiptera, Aphididae. The record is from the annotation of a GenBank genome assembly.
AUGAAAAAAUUCCAACAGAACGUCUCUAGAGAAUUGCGCAGAGCGUACCCUGACCGCAGGCGUCUGGAAUGUCAGUGUUUGAGUGCUAUCAGCUUCGUCAAGAACGAACAGGACAUGUUGGACAGCCCUAUAUGGGUGUUGAUCAUAAACGUCGUAGCCAUGGAUAUGCUCAAGUCAAAAUUACCACCAAUGAAACGCACCACGGUGGACAUCAAGAAUCGGCCCAGGAUCCCGAUUCCGGACGAGGACCCGUACAGCAUAGCUGGAGCAAACAUGGUAGCCGCCACUCGGGAACAGCUGAUGAUGCAGACUGCGGCGCGCCGGGGUGACAAGCCACCCAAGCUGCCACCCAGGGACCCGUCGAACCCAUACCCGCACGAAAUACCCAAGCCCGACUACGACGACAUCGAAGAAGAAGAAAACAGAUUGGUCGGCUCCAUGAAGCAGUUCACCUCGUCGAGGGGAAAAGACAAAGUCAAGGACAACAAUAAAAAAUACGACGACCCGUACUAUUGCGGACUGAGAGCCAGAGUGCCAAAUUUCGUCAAGACUUCCAACGGAAAGACCAAGGAGUUCAUCAAAGAUGUGCCCGUCGGCCCAAAGAUGAGCACCGCCGUGCCGCCAUCCCGCUACCAACAGAAUCCGAUGGCCCUGUCCAACGGUCACCUGGCCACCGCCGCCGCCGUACACUAUCAUCAUCACACGCAGCCCGCCAUGUGGCACACGCGCAGCUUCGACAGCGGAAUGGACGCCGAAGUAUUCGACUCACCAUACAACCACAUAUACGGACGGCUGCCCAUACCCACCAGAGGUUACAUACCGACGGGACACAGGACUCCGAUGUACGUCGGCGAAUGGGACUAA